AAUACUGUCAUGUCAAACUGGAGUCAAUUACCAACCGAAAUUUUGUCUAAGAUUUUCGGCAUUCUCGAUGCUAGUUGCCUUGACACUCUUCAACUUCAAGAGGGAGUUUCUCAGUGGAUGCUUGUUUGUAAGAACUGGUGUCGCAUUGCUCAAACUUUAUUAUAUGAGGAUAUCACCGUCCUGUCUAUCAAGCAACACGACACCUUUUUAACAUGCAUGAGUCAUUGCAGCACUGGCUUGAAUCAAUUAGUACGAUGUUUUAUGGCGAUUCCCGAAAUCACCAGUGUCAAAUUAGAAGAGGAUUUAGGUCUCAUUUUAAACGCAUUGCCCAACCUUCGGUAUCUCCAGGGUGGACCCCAAAAAGCAUCCUUCUUUACCAGACUCUUGUUUGAACUUUACACUUUCCCCAACAGACCCGUCCAAUUGCUUAAAAUACCAGGAUUUUCUCCGGAAUCGGAACAGGAUGCAAGAUCAUACCAAUAUGCUGUUUUGACCCUUAAGAAAACGCUCACAAGCAUGUUUUUACCCGAUUAUUGUAUACAACCCUACCGCAUAACCACUCCAUUAGAAGACUUUAAAAAUUUAUCACAACUCGAAGUCUGCGUCUCUAGUCUCUCCCAAAUGUAUGAUAUGGGCACAAUCGCUUCGAGAUGCCCAAACUUAAACAGCUUGUCCAUUUCACGCCAUGCCAGGUACAACCCAUCUGGGGAGGAUCAGAUUAAGGCAAUAGAUACAACCUGUGUACAAUCAGUGUAUCAUGUUGUUAGCCUAAGGAUCGACGCAAGCCUAGCUACUGCCAGCCAUAACAUCAUGUGUAUUCUCAUGAAGCUAUUUCCGCAGCUUGAAUCGUUGUAUAUGUAUUUUAACCCGGUUGCACCCACCUAUGGUGAAUAUGAACGCCAAAUUCAAAUGAUACCUGCCGAGCUUUGGGUACAAUUCUUGACCUAUGCAGACAAAAUAAGGGAAUUUUACGGUCGGGGUAUGUAUAUGGAUUGCUUAAAUCAGGUCUUGACGGAAACAUCAUACAACACCGGGCUCUGUAAAGAAAUCAAGGUAAGGUACAGCCAAGGUAACCCCGUAAAUAACUAUGGAUGGCUUCCUGUUUUAAAUAUUCAUUCCCUAACCAUGCACAACGUUGCUCAACAUGAAUACGUCAUGAUUGGAACCAUUGUAUCCUACACUACAAGUGGAAUCAGCGUACAUUUACCCCAUGCGGCUUUAAUUGAGAAAAUCGGCUUUCAAUUGGAACAUUUGACUAUGACUCUUAAUAGGGCAUUUGGACAUGGUGCUCCAUUCGGUCGAAUAACGGAUUACGAUAAAAAACCUUUUGGACACUUUAUCAAUCAUAUCUUUACGCAUUGUCCAGUUCUACGAGCAUUAGUUAUCACUGGCGCAGAAUUAUUAUAUUCUGACGAUGGUGAUAAGGAGGCGCCACCGUCUUUAAAAUUUCUUCACCUUCAAAAUUGUAUAAUUUAUCACCAGAUGGAUUUUCUGCUCAACUUAUCCCGUCGACUACCUUCCCGAUUAGAAUUUAUGGCCAUUGACGAGUGCAUUUUUUUUAAGAGAAGUGAUGACUUGACACCUCAUGUGGAAAUGCCAUUCACUGUGAUUGGUUGUCUGUUCUAUUCCAAAAAAAAACUGCCGGUGUCAAAGUACUCGAGGUUGGUGAUCAAGAUUACAAAGGUAUCACAAAAACCACUCUACUAUUGCCUGUAUGAUCAACACAAGUUGCAAAGUCUAUCAGGUCAGGAAGAGUUUGAAGUUUGCGCAAAGGACGAGGAAACCCAUGCAAUACAAAUUACUUGCGCCAAUGUAGAAAAAUUAUUGAUUCGAGUACUUGGGUCUCCAGUGCUCAUCUUUCCUAAAGAAAAGGUUGAAUAUAUGAAUGGUCAGCACUACAUAAAUUCAACUUCCGAGUUUUGGAAUGUUUUAAUAUAAGAUCCCCCUUUGUUUAAUGAAUAAUAAAAAAAAAAACUGGCAUCAAGAAGGACGGAACGUAUGAUCAGUCCAACUCGGUUUUAUUGUAAUCAAG
Molecule: messenger RNA, 2032 nt
Organism: Mucor mucedo
Lineage: Eukaryota; Fungi; Mucoromycota; Mucoromycetes; Mucorales; Mucoraceae
Exons: 1
Coding region: 10-1938 (642 amino acids)
Molecular function (GO): protein binding
Source: RefSeq, a predicted model, not a curated record